CUCCGCCCCUCCCUCCUCCUCGGACUGGACCAGAGAAGCCACUGUGGCCACUGGGGGGACCACUGCACCCCCAGCUCUCGCCGGCCACCUCCAGGAGUCCACGGGGCGGCCGAGGUCCCCACCAAGCCUGGCGGGACCAGGAUGCUGCCCCCUUGCCUCCCCCCCGGCCCCACCCAACACCCCCACCUGCUCCCACGCCCAGUCUGACCGGAGACCACCCGAUGCGGGCUGACCCCGGGCCCGAGGUGGGCAGCGGCUGGCCGGGCCUCCUCAUGUCCUGCCUGAAGGGCCCCCAUGUCAUCCUCAAGAUGGAGGCCGUGAAGAUCGUCCACCCUGAGAAGUUCCCCGAGCUGCAGGCGGCCGCCCCCUGCUUCCCAGCCGCACCCCGGCCCGCCCCUACUUUGGCACCCAAGCGUGCCUGGCCCGCAGACACGGAGGUCAUCGCCAACCAGGCCUGUGGGGGUGGCGUGCCAGCCCCGGAGGGGGCGCCUCGCACCCCGCCCCUGCCGCGCAGGCCCCGCAAGGGCAGCACCGAGCUGGGCUUCCCCCGCGUGGCGCCCGCGGACGAGGUCAUCGUGAACCAGUACGUGAUGCGGCCAGGCCCGCCGUCCGCGGGGGCUCCCCCGGUGGCGCCAGCCGCGGGCGAGCCCCUGGAGUGCCCCACCUGUGGGCACACGUACAACGCCACGCAGCGGCGGCCGCGCGUGCUGUCCUGCCUGCACUCGGUGUGCGAGCAGUGCCUGCAGAUCCUCUACGAGUCCUGCCCCAAGUACAAGUUCAUCUCCUGCCCCACCUGCCGCCGCGAGACCGUGCUCUUCACCGACUACGGCCUGGCCGCGCUGGCCGUCAACACAUCCCUGCUGAGCCGCCUGCCCCCCGAGGCUCUGACCGCCCCGUCGGGCGGCCAGUGGGGGGGCGAACCCGAGGGCAGCUGCUACCAGACCUUCCGGCAGUACUGCGGGGCCGCCUGCACCUGCCAGGCCCGCAACCCGCUGUCCGCCUGCUCCAUCAUGUAG
Molecule: messenger RNA, 1016 nt
Organism: Talpa occidentalis (Iberian mole)
Lineage: Eukaryota; Metazoa; Chordata; Mammalia; Eulipotyphla; Talpidae
Gene: RNF208
Product: ring finger protein 208
Exons: 1
Coding region: 222-1016 (264 amino acids)
Biological process (GO): protein ubiquitination
Molecular function (GO): ubiquitin protein ligase activity
Source: RefSeq, a predicted model, not a curated record